Molecule: messenger RNA, 861 nt
Organism: Penicillium samsonianum
Lineage: Eukaryota; Fungi; Ascomycota; Eurotiomycetes; Eurotiales; Aspergillaceae
Exons: 1
Coding region: 1-861 (286 amino acids)
Source: RefSeq, a predicted model, not a curated record
AUGGAGGAUGAAGGGUUUGAUAGGCCAUUCAGAUUUAUCGUCACUGGCCAAUAUCUUGCUAUCCACUAUCAUGGCAGCAACUUCGAGAUAUGCAGAGAUUACCAUGCCCGUGGUACUUUGUUUUACCUUGCUGACGACGGAGAAACGAUAAUUCAUAAUCGCACAUAUGUUGGCGUUCUUACCGACUAUCCCGACUAUGAAGGAGAUGUAUUCUACAUCCGCAAUGGGUCGCAGUACCUAACUCAGGACGGGCAGUGGACGGACCAGUUUAAUGAUGCUGUCAAAGUCCAACUUGACCCACAGGGGGACUACGGGGAUGCUGAACCCCCCAUCCCCCCGUCAAUUUCCAAUCCUGUCAUUGAUACGGGCAAUCCUAUUUCCGCUGACGGGGUUGAUCUCUACCACCCUGAUAAAUGGUUUUCCUUAUAUCCCAUCAACGGCGACAGUCUCUGGUUAGGUGAUGCUGGGGAGUUCGAAACCAAGCUGUAUUUUGGUGGCAAUCCAUACAGUGAUGGGAUGUGCUUUCAGCUCUCCAAACAUGACGGGAAGACACGGAUCCGCUCCAAUGAUGGUAAAUAUCUGGUCGUUAUGAUGGAAUCUAGCGUUGCCGCGUACCUGGACGAAAACUGCAAGCAACAUACUAAGUUCGAUCGAUGUUCCCGUUGCAUGCUCCAUUACACUAUUGGAUAUAGUUCCGAGCCGCAAGAGGGCUUUUGUUUGGUUCCGAAGGGCCUGCCCAGCAUGUUUGUUUUGAAUGAUGGCAUUUUCUACUAUAAAGUCAAUGUUCUCAAAGGUAGUUAUGCAGAGGUACACCGCGUUGAAGACAUCGAUGAUGCGUCACCUUUCCAGUUUGUGGCUUGA